AUGAGCGACAUAGACGACCCCACCGUGACGCGCCUGCUCAGCGUAGACGCCGAUUUCACCUUCAGCCAGCUGCACGAGGUGAUCCAGAUUGCCUUCGGAUGGACCAACAGCCACACGUACACCUUCGACGUGAAGCCCCUCCCACCAGAGAACACGAACCGGCCCAUCUUCUUCCGGGACACGCCGCUCAUCCAGCUCUCCGCCUCCGGCGACUCCGACUUCGGCUCCGCCGACGUCGACUUCCCCAUCAAGAAGUCCGCCGAGUACAAACUGCGCGACGUCUACGGCGCGGACGCGUACAAAGGCAAAGUCGAGAUCCAGUACGAGUACGACAUGGGCGACAGCUGGCGGCACAGCAUCGUGCUGCUGGGCGUGGCCGACCCCACCCUGCGCCGCAUCAUGGGCAUCCCGCCCGAGGUGCGCGUCGUCUGUCUGGGCGGCGAGGGCCACCCCGUUGCCGAGGACUCGGGCGGGCCCGGCGGCUGGGACGAGCUGAAGGACUUGUUUAGGAAACCUCGCGCUAAGGAUGAGAGGAAGGAUUGGUAUAAGAAUGGCGGUUGUCUUAAUGGUGAUCCGAAGGGCUUGGAUCCUUAUAGGUGGGAUGUCCUGGAUGUCAACGAUGGGCUUAUGGAGAGCUUUCCUCCGCCGAAGGAGUAG
Aplosporella prunicola CBS 121167 is the source of this 657-nucleotide messenger RNA. RefSeq lists its product as uncharacterized. Bases 1 to 657 code for a protein of 218 amino acids. Lineage: Eukaryota; Fungi; Ascomycota; Dothideomycetes; Botryosphaeriales; Aplosporellaceae. The transcript has 2 exons. The record is from RefSeq and is a predicted model, not a curated record.